AUGAUCCGUCGAGUACAACCACAGUGCGGCGCGAGCUUGCCUGGUUCAAUCCUGACGACGAAAUUCUCGACGGAUGUUGCAGUUGCUUCUCCCUGCACUUUUUUCGUCCGCCUCCUCACUCGCCGGCCAUUCAGCUCCUCCGUGUCUCCGCUUAUUCAUACUCUCCCGACGGAAGAAUCUGACGCAUCGAGCGUUCCACACCGCCUGCUCUCAAUUCUCUCAAAACCCAAUUGGCACAAGUGUCCGUCACUGAAAUCAAUGGUUCCGGCGAUAAGCCCUUCACACGUCUCGUCGCUGUUCUUGCUCGAUCUACACCCCAAAACAGCUCUUGAUUUCUCGUACUGGAUCUCACAGAGUGGGAGAUUCAAGCACAGUGUCUACUCUUAUGCAUCUCUUCUCACUCUUCUCACCAACAAUGGGUACUUGGGUAUUGUGUUUAAGAUCAGGCUAUCGAUGAUGAAGAGAUGUGAAUCAGUAGAAGACGCUUUGUUCGUUUUGGAUUUCUGUAUUCGGAUGAGUAAAGAAGAGAGAUUUGAGCUUAAGUAUAAGCUUGGGAUUGGGUGUUACAACACAUUGUUGAAUUCGUUGGCGAGAUUUGGAUUGGUGGAUGAAAUGGAGCAACUUUAUACGGAAAUGUUGGAGAAUAAGGUUUAUCCAAACAUUCACACAUAUAAUAAGUUUGUCAAUGGGUAUUGUAAGCUAGGGAAUGUGGUGAAGGCGAAUCAUUAUGUGAGUAAGAUACUUGAGGCUGGAUUGUGUCCUGAUUUUUUCACAUAUACUUCUCUGAUUAUGGGACAUUGUCAAAGGAAAGAUUUGGAUUCUGCUUUUAAGGUUUUCAAUGAGAUGGCUUUGAAGGGUGUUCAUAGAAAUGAGGUUGCGUACACUCACCUUAUACAUGGUCUUUGUGUAGAGAGGAGGGUCGAUGAAGCUAUGGACUUGUUUGUGAAAAUGAAGGAUGAGAACUGUUUUCCAACAGUUCGUACUUACACUGUGCUGAUAAAGGCUUUGUGCGGUUCGAAACGGAAGUCUGAAGGGCUUAACUUGCUUAAGGAGAUGUCAGAGAGAGGCAUUGAGCCGAAUAUCCACACGUACACAGUGCUUAUUCGUAGUUUAUGCAGUGAGUGUAAGCUGGAUGAAGCGAGAGGGUUGCUGGAUCAUAUGCUGGAGAAAGGGUUGAUGCCUAAUGUGAUUACUUACAAUGCAUUGAUUCAAGGGUAUUGUGAGCAAGGGAUGGUUGGAGAUGCGCUAGAGGUUGUGGAGCUGAUGGAGUCACGUGGCGUCAGUCCGAAUACACGCACUUACAAUGAAAUGAUACCUUGUUUUUGCAAGAAGAAUGUGCACAAAGCAAUGGGAGUGCUUAAUAAGAUGCUGGUUCGCAGAGUGGUUCCGGAUGUUGUGACUUACAAUUCAUUAAUCGAUGGGCAGUGUAGAUCUGGUAAUUUUGAUAGUGCAUAUAGAUUGCUUGGUUUGAUGAAGGAUAGAGGGUUAGUUCCAGAUCAGUGGACGUAUAAUAGUUUCAUAGAUAAUUUGUGUAAAAGGAAAAGAGUGGAAGAAGCUCGAGACUUGUUUGAUUCUCUUGAGGGGAAAGGUGUGAGUGCAAAUGUGGUGAUGUACACUGCAUUGAUUGAUGGAUACUGCAAGUCUGAUCAAUCAGACGAAGCUAAUCUCAUGCUUGAGAAAAUGUUGAGUACUGAUUGCUUGCCAAAUUCUUUGACUUUUAAUGCUCUGAUUCAUGGACUUUGUACCGAUGGAAAGUUAGGAGAAGCAACGUUGUUGGUGGAGAGAAUGAAGAAGAUGGGUCUACAGCCUACAAUUGCUACGGAUACGAUUUUGAUUCAUAGAUUGCUAAAGGAAGGGGAUUUUGAUGAUGCGGAGAGACGUUUUCACCAAAUGUUGUCCACUGGAACAAAGCCUGAUGUACAUACUUACACAGUUUUUAUCCAAAGCUAUUGUAGAGAAGGGAGACUGAAGGAAGCUGUUGACAUGGUGGUGAAGAUGAAGGAAGAUGGUGUUUCUCCAGAUUCCAUCACUUAUUCCUCUCUGAUUAAGGGUUAUGGCGAUCUAGGGCAGACGGAUUCCGCAUUUGAUGUUCUCAAGCUUAUGGUUGAUGCUGGUUGUGAACCUUCUCAGCAUACCUUUUUGUCUCUGAUGGAACAUCUGCUAGUGAUGAGACAUGGAGCUGAUAAAAUUGGCGCAACAGGACUCUCUCUGAUGUCUGAUUUGUUUGAGUUUGACAUUGUUGUUGAGCUUCUUGAGAAAAUGGUAGAACACGGUGUGACUCCAAACGCCAAAUCCUAUGAAAAGCUGAUCAAAGGGAUCUGCGAAACUGGGAAUCUCGGAGUUGCGGAGAAGGUGUUGGAUCACAUGCAACGAAACGAAGGAAUAACUCCGAGUGAGUGGGUUUUCAACGCUCUUCUUAGCUGUUGCUGCAAGGUGGAAAAGUAUAAGGAAGCAGCAAAGGUUGUAGACGUUAUGAUUUGUGUUGGUCACUUACCACAACUAGAGUCUUGCAAAAUCUUGAUAUGCGGGCUGUACAAAAACGGAGAUAAAGAGAGAGGGACUUCGGUUCUCAAGAAUCUGCUUCAAUGUGGUUAUUAUCAUGAUGAAAUAGCUUGGAAGAUCAUUAUCGAUGGUGUUGGGAAGCAAGGACUUGUAGAGGCAUAUCAUGAACUGUUGAAUGUUAUGGAGCAAAGUGGCUGCAAGUUUAGCUCUCAUACACAUUCACUGCUAAUUAAAGGACCUCCUGAUAGCACAUGA
Molecule: messenger RNA, 2757 nt
Organism: Microthlaspi erraticum
Lineage: Eukaryota; Viridiplantae; Streptophyta; Magnoliopsida; Brassicales; Brassicaceae
Source: the annotation of a GenBank genome assembly